Molecule: messenger RNA, 876 nt
Organism: Dichomitus squalens LYAD-421 SS1
Lineage: Eukaryota; Fungi; Basidiomycota; Agaricomycetes; Polyporales; Polyporaceae
Exons: 10
Coding region: 1-876 (291 amino acids)
Source: RefSeq, a predicted model, not a curated record
AUGUCCUCUCAAGACAGCGCCUCUGUCGUGGCGCUAUACAAUAGCGUCUUUGUCGGUAACUGCUGCGGUAUCGGUGGUGCAGUCUUUCUUGUAUAUGCGUAUAUCAUAUCCAUGGGCGAAGGCGUGAACCUGUUCUUGACAAGCAAACUUACGGGCGCGUCGAUCCUGUUCUAUGCAAACCUCGUGUUCCCUUUCGUGACCAACGCCAUGGCCCUGAUCGGCUUUGUGAGGAUGUCUGACAAGGUGCAAUACGGUUUCGGGCUGACAGGCGUGAAUGAUCCGACAUUUGGCUGCGCGACUGGUGUAAACCUACCUGUGGAGCUAACCAAACAACGUGCGUUUACCAUUGUGUCUCGGACGUGUCUCAUCUCCGCUGACGCCCUUGUUCUUGCGAUUACUUGGUAUGCUAUACCUCGACGAUCCUACAGCAACUUUGGGGGCGAAAGUUCCACUUUUGCUGAGAUCCUAGUUCGGAAUGGAACAAUCUACUUUGGCUCCUUAUUGAUACUCAACGCCCUACAUCUUAUGUUCACCCUCCUUUCUAUCGACCUGGCGUUCGAGCCUGUCAGCUACAUGACCAUGUUCACCGAGCCUGUUACGGCGGUUCUCGUCUCGAGAUUCCUCUUGGAUCUCCAAGCUGCCAAUCGAAAGGCCCUAGACCUAUACCCCCAAGAUAUGUCGCAUACCGGGUCAUCCCAAGGUCCCACAGGAAGCCUCAUCUUCGAACGAGUAGUCGGAUCACUCGGCUCUAUGAUCUUGCCAGGCGAACUAGUUGAGCUCGCUACAGACGAUGAAACCACCGCCGACCCGUUGGAUGCGGAAAACACAGUGGAAAAGUCAAGCGGGACGGACGUCGAGAUAAUGGCAGCCCCUUGA